GUGGCGAUGAAGGAAUAUGGCUGACUGCCUUCGAAUGGCAUUUUCCAUUCCUAUCUGCUUUCUGCUUACGUUUGUCUGAUUAUAAGGCAAUGGCAAUGGGCAGUCUCCUCUUUCGCUCGCUCAGCCUGCUUGUCGCUGCUGUUGCCAUUUCGUGUGCUUUCAGUUCACUGGGUGUAUCACCAUUCGAAUGGCUGCGUGCGAGUAAAGACAAUGGUUUUCAAAUAUCGCAUCCGCAGAUCUACACUCUUUCCGAUGACCCACUUGUAGUCUACGUGAAGGACUUUAUCAGCACACAGGAAGCAGCUCACCUGGUGCAAUUGGCGAAUGGCCGAUUCACUCCGUCGUCGAUAUGGGAUAACGACGGAAAAUCGCAUAUCGAUAAAGCGUACCGACUUUCAAUGACUGCGAAACUAGAUCGAAGCGACGAAAUCAUCAAAAAAAUUGAAGAGCGCGCAAUUUCCUUUCCUUUUUACAAACUUGUCGGCGACUUCAUGCCUAUCGUGGUACAGAACUACGGCAUCUCCGGUCAGUAUCGUGACCACUAUGACUGGUUUGAUGAUGCACAGGCGGUUGGAGGGAAUAUCGCUUCUACAUUCUUCGUUUAUAUACAUGCAAAUUGUACGGGCGGAGGUACAAACUUUGCGCGACUUACUCCACCAGACGAUGACAGCUGGUGCGAAUUCAUCGACUGUGACCGGCCGUUCGACGAGGGAAUUACAUUCAAACCGAUUCUCGGAAAUGCCAUAUAUUGGGAAAAUCUUCAGGAAGACGACGCAGGGCAUAAGAUGACUCUCCAUGCAGGUAUGCCGGUGACCACGGGUAAUAAAAUGGGGAUGAACAUGUGGACCUGGAAAAUUGCGUAGACAAUUUACUGCAAAUAACUACAUUUAACUUGAAGUUUGAAAGGUUGACGGCUGCGGACUGCAAAAAAAGUUAAGCAGAACUAAAUAUGUCGGGUUCUCCACAUAAAUCUUGUGUGAUGGGAUGGCCAGACCUCGUCAUCUGCGAGUGUGAUGAUCAGGAGGUAUUCUACGCUCUAUAUAAAUGCUUGGAUGAAUCACAGUAACAAUCACCGCGUCAGAUAACACCAGCAAUGCCUAUCUUUGACAAGCAAGACCCCAUUGAAUGAGUCUAUCGGCCGAACUUCUUCAACUCCAACAAUCGCAACGGAGGAAAGACAAUCAUGGCCCAGGCGCACCCAACCCAAAUACCCAAAUCGGCACCCUCAGUGCUGACCAACUUGGCGAUGGGGCCGACAUAGUAGAUCUGGUCCAUGCACAUGAUACUUCCAACCCAUCCAAUCACGAAUGCUGUAAAUGCAGCUAACCCCAGAGGCAGCUUGCUUCGGUCUGCCCAGAUCGACCAGUCAAAGGCCGGUGCGAUCUUGCCCCAGCGAAAGAUCAUGUGUUCUUCCAGGACAAUAGUCAAGAAAAUCGUGACCCAGUAACCCAUGAGAGCGAGGAAGUUCUCAAAUAUAUCGAACAAAUGUUCCCUACCACCAAGGGCACAUGCAGUGUAAAUGACCACACCGACGCAAGUCCAGAACCAACGAGGAAAUGCAACUCCAUAGCGACCGAGCGUUUGAAAACCAAGGGUAGCCGAGUAAGUUCCGGGAAUGUUAUUUGCGACAAGACCCAGGGCAAUCAAUACACCGAGGAAUUUUCCAAAUCCGCCCAGACCGUUAUAGCCUUGCAUAAUCAAAGCGCCAGACGAUACGUCAAUAGCAUCCGCCCAGUCAGUAUUACUGUGAGUUCCGGAUCCGAGGCCAACACCAAGAAGAUUGGCAAACGUCAAUGCAAGCCCGAUACCGAAGAAACUCAUGGUAAAAGUAAUCCAUUUCUUGGUAGUUGGGGGAUAGUAUACGUAAUAGUCGGCGCCGGCGGGUGCCCAAGCAACGGAAGACGACAGGCAAAGUGAGAAAAAUGAUAGACGGUUGCCAGCGAUGUCGCGUGAUGUGCCGACAGACUGAAUAUUGGUGUCGAACUUGGGACCGGCGGAACCGACCAGGACAAAUAGAGCAAUCAACUGCGGGACCCAUGCCCAUCUCUCGUACUUGUGAAACACAGACAUGCCGAAGAUAACCACGAUCCACGUGACGAUUGCAACGAUGAUUGUACCGACGACGACAGUCAUGUUACCACCGGCGACAGCAGACAAAACCUGCCCUCCGACGAGGCAGUCAAUCAUUCCAUAACCCAGCAUGAUGACGAUAUUCAGCAGGGCGCAGAUCUUGCUGGGGUAAUAGCCCAUAAAGUAACGCGCAACGACC
This is a messenger RNA of Talaromyces stipitatus ATCC 10500, 2269 nucleotides long. RefSeq names its product prolyl 4-hydroxylase alpha subunit, putative. Gene Ontology annotation, biological process: peptidyl-proline hydroxylation to 4-hydroxy-L-proline. NCBI's taxonomy places the organism in Eukaryota, Fungi, Ascomycota, Eurotiomycetes, Eurotiales, Trichocomaceae. The transcript has 2 exons. Gene Ontology annotation, cellular component: endoplasmic reticulum. The record is from RefSeq and is a predicted model, not a curated record. Bases 90 to 863 code for a protein of 257 amino acids. Gene Ontology annotation, molecular function: iron ion binding; procollagen-proline 4-dioxygenase activity; L-ascorbic acid binding.